GAAAAUUAAAUUUUAAGGAUUCAAGUCAAAUGUCAGUAGCUUUAAAAUUCAAAUUUUAGCUUAAAAUUUUUUAUUUAGUUAUUCAUAAUUCUACAUUAAAUUAAAAACCAUAUUUUCUACUUUUUCAAAUGUAUAAAAUGCAGAUAUAAAUGCAACAUAUAAAUACAUAUACAAUAUAUAUGUGUUAUUAUCAUGAGGGAAUCAAUUAGGUAAAAUGAUCUAGCCCUUGUGCCUGGGAGGUUGUCAGAGCAGACAUCAUGAGAUCCUUCUCUUCAUCAAGGCUCUGGAGGUAAGGAAAGGGAAGGCAAUAGUGAAAAAAAAAAAUGGCUGAGAAACACUAGUCUAAGCCCACAUAGAGAGUGCAUAAAGGAAAGCAAAAACAGGAGUAAAAAGUAAGAGAGGGGAAUUCAGAAAAUGGAAACUAAUAUAUUCCCUAUUUAAGGUUAUGCACAAAGCAAGGUCUUCAGAGAACCUAGAGCCCAAGGUGCAGAGUCACCCAUGUCAACAAGCCCAGCAGCAUCUGCAACAUCUGUGAUGGCCUUGCCCUUUUCUUUACUGAUGGCCCUGGUGAUGCUCAGCUGCAAGUCAAGCUGCUCUCUGGGCUGUGAUCUGCCUCAGACCCACAGCCUGGAUAACAGGAGGACUAUAGUCCUCCUGGCACAAAUGAGGAGAAUCUCUCCUUUCUCCUGUCUGAACAACAGACAUGACUUUGAAUUUCUUCAGGAGGAGUUUGAUGGCAACCAGUUCUAAAAGGCUCCAGCCAUCUCUGUCCUCCAUGAGCUGAUCCAGCAGACCUUCAAUCUCCUCAGCACAAAGGACUCAUCUGCUGCUUGGGAUGAGACACUCCUAGACAAAUUCUACACAGAACUUUACCAGCAGCUGAAUGAUCUGGAAACCUGUGUGAUGCAGGAGGUGGAAGUAGGAGAGACUGCCCUGAUGAAUGAGGACUCCAUCCUGACUGUGAGGAAAUACUUCCAAAGAGUCACUCUCCAUGUGACAGAGAAGGAAUACAGCCCUUGUGCCUGGGAAGUUGUCAGAGCAGACACCAUGAGAUCCUUCUCUUCAUCAAGAAACUUGCAAGAAAGAUUAAGGAGGAAGAAAAGACUCAUUUAUGUUAUAACACAAGAUGAAUUGAAUCAAAUAUUUCAAAUGUUUUCGCGAGUGUUAAUCAACAUCCUGUUCAGCUAUACAGGUACUAAAGACUUACAGAUGGCCAUGCAGAUGUAUCUGCUUAUUUAACUACUUAUACAACUUAAAUUAUUCUUGCUCACAUAGCAUGUGCACCUUUAUAUUGUGAAUUAUGUAACAGGAAUAUGGUUUUUAUAUUUACUUAAUGUAUUUUACCUUGUUUAAUAAAUGUUUACUAUAGAAAAUUCUCUUAUUUGUUUAUUCUUUAAAUGAAACCCUAAGCCUGAUUUUGCAACCUGAUAAAAGUAUAGGUGGCACAAUUCAUUUACUCGCCAUUAUUAUAUUCAAGUUAUAAGUAAAAAUGGACUCUGUCUAAGCCAGAUUAUAUGCUGCCUCAGGAUAUCUAGGAGAACAUAACAAAUACAGUUUUUGCUUUCUGAUGUCUUUGAUUUUUGUAGGGAAAAAUCCCUACAAAUAGUAAUUUUACUUAAUAUCAGUUAUGUUAAAUACUAUAACAAAAAGAAGGAUCAAUGAAUUUCUCUCAGCAGAAAGUAGACUGAGGCAUGUAAGGCAAUAGAAACUAAUGCAGAGAUAUCCUCUAUAAGUUGACUGGUAGAAAUCUAUGUGCAAAUGUGCACUGUCAGUUUGUUAUGUGAAUUUGCAAUUUACAAGAAAUGCAACUGGGAGAGGUUCAUAGGUGGUAACUGAAAGCACAGAAAUGGAGGUGAUCAUGUGGGGAGAGAGUGUAAAGGGAGAAAAGUACUUAAAUUUGGUUCUGAGAGCCUUCAACCCUUAAAGGAAGGGGAGAGAAGAGCCACAAAGAAAACAAGUGGAAUGGCCAUAUGAGACUAUGGACAAUGAGACAGAAAGGUGAUGAAGCAUAUUUAAGAAAAUAAACAUGCUUAGAAGAGUAGUCACUGGAUUCAUGAAGGGUGUGGAUUGAAACUACCCACUGCAAUGGAAAAAUAGAUGGCACUGGCAAUUGCAGUGACAGCUGUUUUGGUAGAUUUAAUCAGCAGAAACCAUAAUGAAGAAGGUGGAAGUGUAAAUAAGAGAAGGUAGGGAGAGAAGAAGGAAAUAGGAUGAAAUCUUGAAAAAACGUAGGUUAUUUUUUCUGUACAUAGGUUUUCCUUUUCUGCAAUAUUUUUUCUGGAUAAAUUUCAUAGAAUUGAUGUAGUGACAAAUUAUAUGAUAUGCUAUAUAUACUUAUUAUAAAUCAUGACAUUCAAUAACUUAUAAUUAUAAUUUAUUAUUAUUUUAAUACUACCUUGAAUAUCAAAGCUGCUCAGUUUUUGUUAAUUUGUUGGGCUAGAAUAUAUGACUAAUUAAAUGAAAAUAUUACAUUAAUACUGUUAAUAUAAUAGUUACUGGAAUUAUUGGCUUUAUUAAUUAAGUUACUUACAUCAUUGAUUUACUAGUUUUACUGCUGCGCUCUGGUGGAUGUAGAUACGAUAAGAAUUCUUUUAUAUUGGUAAUUGGUAAUUUUAUCAGAUUUUAUGAAUAUUGGAGUCUUAUAUUGAUCCCAAAAUAACCAAAUUACUAUAAACAUUACUGAUAAACUUCCUUCACAAAAGUAAGAAAUUGCAUCAAAGAAUCUCUUUCCCAAUAUACAAUGAAGAAAAAAAAUUGGUCAAAACCAGUUGAAAAUACAGCAUGAACCAUAGAAAUUCAGACAGCAAGAAAAAGUUCUGUGUAAUUCAUGAGUAAAAGGAAAUUUAACAAUUUGCACAGAGAUCCUGAAUACAAAACUGACAAAAUCACCUGUAAUUUACAUGAAAGAAUUUGACAUUAAAAUUUCAUUCUGCUUAGACGUAAGUGUGAUGUUGAUCAAGACGUCUAAUCUCUUUGAGCCUUAGUUUUCUCAUAAAUAGAACUAUUUAGAUACUUGUGAAUAUUAAAGGAACCCAUGCAGUUUAAAGUACCUACCAUAGUACCUCCCAUUGAGUAAGGAGUUAAAAUAUGGGAGGUAUUUCCCUAUUUUUCUUCAUUCAGCGGUAAAUAAGAAUAUUAUUUGUGUUUCUGUAAAAUUCUUAGGAACUAUGUCCUACCUUUCAAUAACUGACCUCCCAGAAAGGCAGCCUAAAAAACUAGAUUCUGUUAUCUGUAGAGAGGCUGAAAAAUGGUCACUCCUCAUUUCAAAGAAAUGUCCUAUUUAUAUGCAGUCAGGGAAUGGUGGCUUGUAUAAAUACAUGACACAAGAGAAUAAGCAUGUAGAUUGAAGUGCAGAAGAGACACGAUGUUUAUUUACUGAUUCAGGCACCUGACACAUUCCCUCCCUGGCUCUCAGCAUUCCAGGAUGCACUCUUAUAUCACUAGGGAUUCCUUCCUCUCCAGGGUGGAUUCCCCAUGGGACCCAGGUCAUUCACUCCCUUCAUUUUCCUGCCCAUUCACACAGCUGCUUUCAGUUCUGUUGUGCUUUUGACCUCAUGGGUUCCCAAAUGAGCAAAAUGCCACAAAUGCUAAGCAGAAGUGAAAUAAAAUUUCUAGGUUUUGCAGAAACAUCUAUAAGAGAGGUUUUUCUGAAUUUCUGUUGACUAUAAUGUAAUAGCAGCUUAGCAAAAAGGAAAGAGAAAAGACAAUCCAAUUUAUGUGUGUGCUCCUGAAAACCUCUCAGGGGAAGAUGGUCAAAGGUGACAAGGGCAGCCACCAAGACUAGAGGGCUGAUUUAUUCAGAAACCCUAUCACUUCUGGGGAUUUAUCUUUAUGUGGAAAAAGGCUAUUUCUUGGCAAGAACAGAUUCAAAUAUUGUCAUAAGCUUGUUUCCUACCCUGUUUGUUUCAUUACAAAGACAGUGACUCUCCAGCUUCAGGAAGGGCAGGGAAUCCUUAGGAUUGGCAGUUAGAGAAACAGAGAGGGUUGUAUCCCUGCCUAGAGUCUAUGGUGCAAAGCAGUGUACCCUCCUUGAAAUCACCCCUUCUACAUACUUUGGGACUCCAAGGGAUAGGCAGAGCUGCCAAUCUUGGCAUGGAACUCAAUGGUCAUUGUAAAAAUCUCAUGUUAAUAGGGCGCAUUAAGCUCUCAACAGUACAAUCUUAGUUUCACAGAUUCAUUCCUAAUAUCAGACUUCAAAUAUUAACAAAUAGUAGAAUACUUUCACUGUUGCUUUGAAUAAUGAUUUUGACAUCUCUUUUACUUAGUAGUAAAAACACUGCCUAGGUAGCAAAAAACAGAAGUUUCAGGAAAGCUGAGGAAUAUGAAAGAAUAGUGUCAUUUUACCUGAGAGCUAGUAUAACUUAUUUAUUCAAAUAUAUCAAAUUCGGUAUAAUUUUAGAGGGAUUCUUAUAAUAGGCACCAUAUUUUUACGAAGGUAUUUCACCAGGAAGUGCAUGAAUUGCUAAGAUAGCAGGGAGGGAGGGCCUGCAACUGCAGAGGGGACUCGAAUGUUUUCCUUAGGCUGUACACUCAACAUUUGAAUUUGCUGCUUUCCAAAUGGGAGUUCACCCGAGCCUUAGAUAAAGUUCAACACAUUUUGUCCUUUGUAGACUUCUUCUGUCCUCCAGAGGGGAGGAUGAAGAAAUUUAGGAGGUGGACAUGGCAUAGCUUUCCACGCUGUAUAUGUGAGGGUUCUUCAGAGAACAGAACAAAGAGGAUGGAGAGAGAGAGAUUUAUUUUAAGAAAAUGGAUCACAUAAUUGUGCAAUCUUGGCAGAUUCAAAUGUGUAGGGUAGUUUGGCAGGGUGGAGACCAUGGACAAAGUGGCAAUUGGAGUCCAAAGGUAGUCUGCUGGCAGAAUACCCUCUUCUUCAGAGGAGGUAUAUCUUUCCCUAUUAAGGCCUUCAAUUGAUUGGAGGAAGCCCACCCACAUUAUGGAGGAUAGUCUGCUUUACUCAAAGUCUACUAAUUUAAAUGUUAAUCUGAUCUAAAACAUAUCUUCACAGAAACACCUAGAAGAAUGUUUGGCCAAACAUCUGGGUUCCCUGGCCUAGGCAAGUUGACAUAUAAAAUUAACCAUCAUACUGCCCCUUUCUAAUUGAUGUCCUAACACUUUUCAAAUAUUAUUCCUCUUCCAUUCUUCGACAGUGGUUUGUGUGUUUUAUAUAUUUUACAUAAUUUUCCUACCUUUUUUGUUUCUAGGUGAGCAAAUCCUAAGAUCAGGGUCCACUCCAUCAUCUUACUAGGAAAAGUCUCUUAGCCAUGCUCUGUUUCAUAGGAAGAAGUCAGAAAUAUUUGUACAUUAAAAAUAACCACAUAUUUUUGUAGUUUAGCUAUUUUUCAUGAGCUUACAAUAACAGCCCAGGCCCCUCUUCUUUAUUUAAAAUCUAAUCUUAUUUUCAAGUCUCCAUUCCAUCAAAAUUUUAUUAUCAUCUAUGGCAUAGAAUGAGAUUUUACAUUGACUUCUGCCUUUAUUCCCAAUUCAUCAUUUUAGAACCACUUAUGGAAAACUCCUUUCUGCCACAUUAGCAUUUUAUAUAUAUAUAUAUUCCCAAAUCUAAUUACUACACAUAAUUUCAAAGACUAUAUACUUUAAAAGUUGGUUUAUCUAAUAUUCCCCUAUAUCACACUGUUUCCAGCAUUACUAUUAAAGACUCAUUUCAUUUUCUAGUAGGGAUAGUUAUGCCAAGAAUUCUUCUUCUAUACUUUUACAUUAUUAUAAUGUAUUAUUCCUGAUUAAAUUCAUAUUUUAUCUACCAUGUAGAGCAUAAACUUCACAAAAAAUCACUGGCCCUUGAGGAUGAACGAGUAACCAAAUUGCAAUGAAUACAAUAUUCUGGGACAAUAUCUUCAUACAAUGGAAGAGUAAAAGUGGAUCAAGGAAUUUCUUUUCCCCAAUAUCUAAGGUAGAGAAUAGGUGAGCACCAGCAAAAAAUACAACAGCAUGCACAUGCACCAAUAAAAUAAAGACAAGGGAUCAAGACAGAUGUUUAAUUCUGGAGUCAAAGCACGUUUUAAAACUUAAUAGAAUUCUAAAAUAUGAAACUUUAAAAAUUGUCCAUAAUAUGCAAUUCAGGACUCUACAUUGUAUCUUGAUUCUGCCACCAAUUAUGUAUAAUCUUGGGAAAUUCACUUAACUUCUCUGAGCCUCAGUCCCCUUAAGUAAAUAUAGGGUAGAAAUAUUCAUACAGUUGUAUUAAACAAACUAAAACAUUUUAAAGCACUUAAGAGUAUUUGCCACUGAGCGAGGGCUCAAAUAUGGUUAUUUUCUAUUUUUUAUAUAGAUAUAAAUAUCAGAAUACUGAACUCUCCCACCUCCUUUCAGUAACAUGACAGUCUAAAAAACUGCAUUCUAGGAAGUGUUCCUAGAAGACUGAAAAAUAGUCACCCUUCAGAUGGAAGAUUAGUCUGAAUUGUAUAUUCAGUCAGGAAAACGCAACUUGUAGAAAUAUCUGAAAGAUAAGUUAAUCUCCUAAAAUGAAGUAAAAUAGACCUGCACAUAGUACCGAUUUUCAAGUCCGAUAUCUGACAUACUUCCCCCUUUCCUCCCUGUUUGUCUGGAUCCCAUUCUUCACUCCCAUAUCACGUUAGUUUCCGUCCUCUUCCUUUAGAAAUCCCCAGUGUUCUCUCCUCUUCACUCCUCAUUAACCUGCACUGCCUAUUCAUAUAGCUGAUUUCAGUCCUCUUGUGGGUUUUGUCCUUCAAUUUCCCCUUAAGAGUACAAAGCCACUAAUUAAAAGCAGAAGUUGAAUGAAAGUUCUAGGUUUUUCAGAAACUCUUAUAUAUAAAAAACCUCUUUUUAUUUUCGUCUGAUGAAUAUUUCCAGAAAUGAGGGAAUGCCCCUGUUACAACAAUGUAACAGCAGCUGUAGGAAAAUAAAAGGCAGGUUCCGUUUUACUUGGGGGCUGUUACAACAUUAACAGAAGCAGGCAGCCACCUACUGGCCAUGACAGAACAAGACAGCAGCCAGGUCUGUGGGGAGCAGGCUUUUCUGUUUAUGCAGAAGUGUGUUCCUGGCAGGAGAUUUUUCUUCAGAGCUAAAAAGAGGCUCUUUCCUGCCAGGAACUGACCCCAGUACUGAAAUAAGCCCAUUUCCUUAGGUUUUGUAUCACACAGAGAGAAAAUACUCCCAGCUUCAGGCAGGGCAUAUUCUCUAAGGGCAAUGAACAGCUAUGAGGAGAGAGAAAGAGACAGAAUGUUUCCCUUGCCUCCAGCCUGCCCAACCUCCCAGGGCCUCCUGUCUAAUCCCUCCCACUACGUAUUCUGCUACACUAGGAAUCAGUACAGCCUGCCAAUCUGGGUGUAGAACUGCAAGAGAAACCAGGGAAAAAACCUUCUGUUUGAAGCUACAUUAGCUCUUUCUUAAGACUAAGCUGCCAGUUUUACAAAUUCCUUCCUAUUAUCAGAUUCUGUCCCUUGACUUUAUAAUCAGGAGAAAAUUCUUACUCUCACUUUGAAUAAUGAAUGAGCUUGCAUCAGUUCUACCUAGAUUUAGUAGUUAGAGCACUAGCGUAAGUAAAGGAAUUUCAGAGAUUACAGUGAUUGCCAGUUGACACCUGUGCACUAUCUAUUUGGGUAGAAUUGAAAUAUACUGAGGUAACCUGCUCAAAAUUGUAAUUGAAGAAGUUCCUCAGGAAACGUGUGUAAAUUGGCCCCAUGUGAAUUUCUCAGGCAGCAGGGUGGGGUUUCAAUUUGGAAGGCAUCUCUCAAAUCUCUACCUCAGGUUAGAGACCCAACCAUUAGAUUGCUUCUAUCCUAUUGAUGGGUUAGAGGACGCUAAUUUACAUGUUAAAGGGUUUUUGUCCCUUACCUUCCUUUCCUCCCCCACCACUUAUGGGGAACCAGGACAGGAGCAGAAGCACACAGCCUGCCUGCCCUCCCUCCCUCCCUUCCUCUCUCUUCUUUUCUUUUCUUUUCUUUUUUUUCUUUCUUUCCUUUUCCU
Cercocebus atys (sooty mangabey) is the source of this 7941-nucleotide messenger RNA. RefSeq names its product interferon alpha-6-like. The transcript has a single exon. Gene Ontology annotation, biological process: defense response; B cell proliferation; adaptive immune response. NCBI's taxonomy places the organism in Eukaryota, Metazoa, Chordata, Mammalia, Primates, Cercopithecidae. Gene Ontology annotation, molecular function: type I interferon receptor binding; cytokine activity. The record is from RefSeq and is a predicted model, not a curated record. Gene Ontology annotation, cellular component: extracellular region.